Haliotis rubra (blacklip abalone) is the source of this 559-nucleotide messenger RNA. RefSeq lists its product as uncharacterized. The record is from RefSeq and is a predicted model, not a curated record. The coding region runs from base 14 to 559 and encodes 181 amino acids. NCBI's taxonomy places the organism in Eukaryota, Metazoa, Mollusca, Gastropoda, Lepetellida, Haliotidae. The transcript is spliced from 2 exons.
AGAUACACAACCCAUGGUAGGAGACUGGUCAGCCUGGACUGAGUGUUCCCCCAACAGCGUCCAGUACCGGCACCGCAUCUGUGAUCAGGUCCAGCUGGGUCUAGACUGCAGCAAAGAUGUCAUACAGCUCCAGCACUGUACAUACAAGAUACAUGUGAUGGAGGCAAGUGUCGGUGCUAGUGUUGCCGCCAACAAAAACUACUCUCGACGAGUGGGUGGGGUAUACCUUGUUAUUGUUGCAAUCAUUGCAUUUGUCAUCGGCGGCCUGGCAUCAGUGGGACUCUUCAUGUACAUCCAGAGGUACCGGGACCAGAAACAUAAGGAUGAGGCGGAAGUAUGCUGGGUCUCCAAGAGCGAGAUAAACAUGAAACCAGUAAACACUGCAGAAUCCUCACAAAUUAGUCUGGAUUUCCAGAACUUGACGCCAUUGAUGUCACCUAAUAAUCGGUUAAGUCUGAAUACUUUUGGGUCCUUGAAAAAGGAGAAGAUGACUGUAAAUGAGGCAAGCACACUGAAACGGAAUUCCAUGUGGACCAACUUGUCUGUGAAUGAAUUAUAG